Molecule: messenger RNA, 561 nt
Organism: Paraglomus brasilianum
Lineage: Eukaryota; Fungi; Glomeromycota; Glomeromycetes; Paraglomerales; Paraglomeraceae
Source: the annotation of a GenBank genome assembly
AUGAGCGAACCUAAUAUAAACAAUAACCAUGUCAGACUUUAUGACAAUGUCUAUCAACCGGAGGAUUUCAAUUUUGAUAACAUCAGUCCUCCAAUUCAAAUGCAAGCUCAAGAUGUCCGUCCUCACGCUACCUCUUUUUCUCUCGAUGAUAUGACGUAUAUGAAUACUAAUUCUCCAAGUCAAAUGCUGCAAGCCCAACCUCAUACUCAAGAUGUCCGCCCUCCUGCUACUUUCUUUCCUUUCAGCGGUAGUGUUGUGUCUAUCGACUACGGAAAUACUGGAAGUCAUACAACAUCGCAUCAAGAUGACGCCAUGAAUGAACAGUUGACAUCGAGUCGCGAACAAGUCGAAUCUCAUAGCUCUUGUCCACUCUGUGGCUCGUCCAACGGACAUUUUGGUACGAUCAGCAGUCAAUCUAUUACAUAUACUCUUACGCCAAUGCGCACGCAAGCAUCGCUUUCAUUCAACAACUCUAGCCUCGAAUAUCUAGUUAUAAAAGAAGUACGAAUUCAAUCAGUGUUAGACGGGGUACCAGCUGCUAGCAUUAGCGCUUUAUUGUGA